AAUUUGACACCGUGACGCGCUCACGCGACGCUUGCUCCGAGGCGCACGCCAUCCACACGCCCAGGCGUGGCGACCAAACCCCUCGCGCAACUUUGUUUUAUUUUAUCUCAAUUAUUCUGCAGGAUUUCGUUUCAUACGUAAUCUGUGUGUGCUUCUUCUGGUUUUCACGGAUUUUUUUUUGUUUAUUUCUCAGUUACUGUGGUUUCAUAAUUUUUCUGUGUCGUUAAUUUGGGGAUCAACUGAUUUCGCCGGUUGGUAAUUUUAUCGAAUGGGUUCUGAAUCUGCGGAUUCUGCUGACGAUCGCGUGGAUACGCCUUCGAGUAACAAGAAGGUUGGAAAAGUUCCACGGAAAAUUCACAAAGCUGCGAGGGAGAAGCUGAAACGCGCCAGCAUGAAUGAAUUAUUCUUGGAUUUGGGCAAGACACUUGAUGUAGAUAAUCCGAAUAACGGCAAGGCCUCUAUGCUGAGAGAGACGAUUCGACUCCUUGGGGAAUUGGUUACUCAAAUGGACAGCCUGAAAAAGGAGAAUGCAACUCUUUUGUCUGAAUAUAACUAUAUCACAACUGAGAAGAAUGAGCUCGUCGAGGAGACUUCUGCUCUAGAUGCUCAAGUCAAGGGGCUAAAGAGAGAAAUAGACGAGAGGGGUAUCCUUUCUCAACCUCAGAGCACAUCAACAACACAAUUACCUGAAGACCAUGUUGCAAUUCCACUCAUUGGCCAUGCAUCAGAGACGGCCCCUGUUGUAGGUCCUGUGUUCGUCGUGCCAUUACAUCAUGAGUCCCAACUCCAAGGCUUCCCCAACCCCUUCCCAGGUACGGAUGCGCCUAAGGUGUCGUCUGGUGUGAGCAAACCACGGCCCCGUUACCCUUCGUCUUCUGAUUCUUGGCCUUCACAUAUUCUCACCAAAUAGACUAGAAUGGUUGAAGAUGUUUGAGAGAGUUAGUCAGGCAGCUUUAGUGCCCAAAGCAGGAUCAAAUUGCUGGAGUUGAGAUGUUUGAGUUAGAAUUCGUUUUUCUUUGUAUAUUAGUACUCGUAGAGGGACUCAAAUCUUGUACCAAACCAUGUAUCAUUCUGUAAAUUGUUUCUACUACGAUUAAUGAGUUUUAGAGGGCUUUUGGUAUUUUA
Salvia miltiorrhiza (redroot sage) is the source of this 1125-nucleotide messenger RNA. RefSeq names its product transcription factor bHLH47-like. The coding region runs from base 269 to 910 and encodes 213 amino acids. The record is from RefSeq and is a predicted model, not a curated record. The transcript has 4 exons. Gene Ontology annotation, molecular function: protein dimerization activity. NCBI's taxonomy places the organism in Eukaryota, Viridiplantae, Streptophyta, Magnoliopsida, Lamiales, Lamiaceae.